UCCUGGGAACUGUAGUUCUAAACGCCCGAGCCUUUGCUGAAAAACGUGCAGCUGGUAAACUACAAACACCAGGACGCUCUGCGGCUACUGCUUUUCUCCCUCUCCUAGCGGAACCCGGAAGCGGACUAAGCAAACCUCCAAGAAGGAGGACGGUCGUUUCUGUGGCAACGGGGGUUUGCAUUUGUAUCCUAGUGAAAGAGAUGGAGGGUCGUGGGGACUACAGGUGCAUCGAGUGCAAUAGGAAAGCCACAGAGCUGUACAAGGACUAUCAGCGUGGCGUGUUGCGCAUCUCUAUCUGCAAAUCCUGCCAGAAGCCAGUGGACAAAUACAUCGAAUAUGAUCCUGUUAUCAUCUUGAUUAAUGCUAUCUUAUGUAAGGCACAGGCUUACCGACAUAUUCUGUUUAAUACAAAGAUAAACAUUCAUGGGAAGCUCUGCAUAUUUUGUUUGCUUUGUGAAGCUUAUCUCAGGUGGUUGCAGCUACAGGAUUCAAGUCAAAGCCCUGACCCUGGUGAUUUAAUUAGAUAUGCCAAGGAGUGGGAUUUUUAUCGAAUGUUUGGAAUAGCAUCUCUGGAACAAACUGCAUUUUUGAUUGGCAUCUUUACUGCUCUGUGGUUAGCAAGACCAGUGGUCCUGAAAACCAAGGCAGAUUUCAUCUUACUUCUGAAAGCGCUGCUGCUCUCUAGCUAUGGGAAACUUCUGCUGAUCCCAGCUGUUAUUUGGGAACAUGACUAUACUCAUUUGUGCCUCAAGCUCAUUAAAGUGUUUGUCUUGACAUCAAACUCUCAAGCAAUUAGAGUUACCUUGAAUACAAGCCGAAAGCUUUGUCUGGUGGCCAUUGUGAGUGGAUUAAUUUUGGAAAACAGCAUCAUCUGUUUAUUCCAGAGGAUAGGAUGGAAUGUCUGAAGUCCACUUGUCGUUUUGCUGGUGAUGGAAUUCUUUGAAGAUGUACAGAAAAGAGAUCUCCAUGGGUUACUCACAAAGACUACUUUACCACAGUAUAUUAUCCUUUAGCUAUAAAUACUCUGGUAAAAAAAAAGAAUGUAAAUAAACUUUCCAGACUUAACAAAAGACAAUCUGAAACCUGCCCAGGAACUUUAGGAACCAGGCACUUCUAUUUUAUAAUAGUUUUUAGUACUUUUGACAAACCAGCUGGUGGUGUUUCUGUCCUAGAUACGUAUGGAUCAAAUGACAGCAGGAAAACAGAAAAUACCACUCUGUUCUUUGCAUAAGAAAGGAGCUUGAUUAAUUGUUCUCUUAUGAGGAAAAACCAAAUGAACGCACUAUGAGAAGGGAGACAAAAUGGUAUUUCAAAAAAUCUUGAAAUUUUGCAUUAAAAAAACAAACUCUUUUUAAUAUGACAGCAAAAAGUCCCAA
This is a messenger RNA of Hemicordylus capensis (graceful crag lizard), 1376 nucleotides long. It is a transcript of the gene ARV1, whose product is annotated as ARV1 homolog, fatty acid homeostasis modulator. The transcript has 5 exons. The record is from RefSeq and is a predicted model, not a curated record. Gene Ontology annotation, cellular component: cortical endoplasmic reticulum; Golgi apparatus. Gene Ontology annotation, biological process: sphingolipid metabolic process; regulation of plasma membrane sterol distribution; intracellular sterol transport. Lineage: Eukaryota; Metazoa; Chordata; Lepidosauria; Squamata; Cordylidae. Bases 201 to 905 code for a protein of 234 amino acids.